AUGAUGGGCGACUUUGCUUAUAUGGAAGCAAUGAAGAACUGCCAGAAAUGGAAUAGCAGGACGGUUGUGCCCCGGCUGAAGGGAAACAGGACAGUGUUCGAUCAAAAUACAAAUAUUUUACAAAGGCCGAGCCAUGCGUUGUACAGAAGGAAAGAGGAACGAUGUAAGCCAACAAAUCCCAUGCAGGUAAAUGUACAAUUUUGAAUGCUUGAUGUUGAGAAUUUUAGUUUUGUACAUACGCCGCGCAACGAUAUCGUCGAAGUAAACAAAUCUCUUCCGAAGCUUGUGAACACAAAUAUUUUCUUACCUCAAAUCCCAGUCUCAGGGAAACCGUGGAUCAAAUUCUGAAUCCGAAUGGACUUGGAAGCAACGAAAACUCAGAACAAUCUGUUUCAGCGACUUUGAGGAGCAGCACUGCCAAUGGAGCAAAGCCUGCCUUUGUAAGUUUUAAUGAGUAGAUGACUGUUGAUGUUUUCAGGAGAAUUACGAAGCGGAUAAUUUUGAGUAUGAACUGGAUGAUGAAGGAAACGACCCAUCAGAUGAGGAUGAUUGGGGUUCCAGCAAACGGAAAGGAAAGAAAAAAGGAGCUCCAGGACAAACACCGACCAAUCGCCCUACAAAUCGACGAGGUAAUCCGGGAGGAUCUGGAGGUGUGGGAGGAGGUGGUGGAGGGAAGCCGAGGCCGGUUCCCGAUGACCUCAAUAACCCUGAAGUUCGACCGUUUGCAUGCCAACGUAUGUGUCCAUUACAUUUUGUGGGUAUUCAUGAAUUUAGAUUGUGGAGCCCGUUACAAGAGUCGUCCAGGUCUGACCUACCAUCGGCUGCAUGUGCACAAGGAUGAACAACUUAUGGCCGACAUGCCAAAAAGUCCGAGUAGUUCGUCUUCAAGCUAUACUUUCCAACCCCAGCCUCUUCCAAAUCUUCCGAAUGAUGCACCACUGAAUUUUGGACCUAAAUAGAUCCAUUCUUUGCAGGUUCCGUAGGGUAUCAUUAGUCUUUUUGAUAUCAGCGAGCCUUUGCUUAAGAUAAUUUCGAGGAUGGACCAGUGACCUUCUGUGGCACUAUAAUAGCUGCAUUUUGAUUUUUUAAAAUGCAGACCAAAAUCUGCACGAAAACUUUUAAUUACUCGGGUAGAAACAUAGUUUUGGUUUAAAAUUAUGUGGUCAUCAAUCCAAAUCUUUAUUAAUUCUCUUCCAGCAUUUCUACGAAGUCUUUUCUUACAAUUUCUCUUAAAAGGUAUUUACGAAGCCUUGUCGGGUGCCUUGACCAACCAGAUUCCCCGUUGUCGGGUUUGCGAUCGCCUUUUCUGGCCUUCAAAAACUGCCCAAAACUUUAAUUCAAACGCAUGGGACUCUUACUUCAAGAAAAUUUUAUUAUAUUGUCUUAGAUCAUAAUAUAGGAUCCCCUACUUAAUAAUAGACUCCAAGUCAUGUCACUGUACGUUGGCUGGCCCUCCCAGUCCUCCCUGUUGUCUUAUGUUGUUCUAAAGACGAAGACGGAUAAACAUUAGCCUCUUUAUAAGCAGGACUUUUAUUUCUUGGACUCUCUUUUUUAAGUGUUGGACUGGACUGGAUGGACCCCGCUGAACGAAAACUAGCUGGAAUGGAGCUUAUAAAUAGGUCAAUUUUUGUUCGGCUUCGUUUUUUCUCCCACCGGGGUUGAGUUUCUUGGCUCUCGCUGUUGUGUCAUAUACAGUCAUAAUAUUCUUGGUCCAAAUUCUGAUUGUGGGUGUCUUUCCCAUAGAAAAACGCAUCUUGUCUGAAGGCUCGAUCUGACUGUAUAUGACAUUCUUAUUUCUUUACUGUUGGUUAGAGACCCUGGACCUUCUCUUUGAUAGCUGAUAUUGAUUUAGUGUUGACUCUUACAAUUUCAGUGCUUGACAACGCUGAAGGUGUCUCCACAACCUGUGAUUUGUGUAUGGGAUCGAAGGAAUUGAACAAGAAGACCAAUGUGCCCGAGGAAUUGGUCAGUUGUCAUGAUUGUGGACGCUCUGGUAAGCAAUUUAUACGUGGAAUAAUUAAACCGUGAAUGUUUUAAGUUAUGAAUUGGGUCGGAAUUAAGCUGUUCAUACUCCAGAAGCAUGAAUUUGUCUUGUUUUGGCCUAGAGUGACCAUGUCUAAGUGACCGCAGUAAAUGCCCUGAGGGGCAACUUGUCUCUUCAACUCUUAUUUGUGCCAUUUUAGCCCAUCCAUCUUGCGUCAAUUUUACCCCAAAUAUGUUGGUGACCACGAAGAAAUAUGGAUGGCAAUGCAUCGAAUGCAAGAGCUGCACCUUCUGCGGAACCUCCGAAGACGAUGUAAGACCAUUUUUGUUAUGCCCUCGCGGGAUAUGGGAUUGGUUUUGAAGACAAGGAACGGGACUGUCAGGCCCCCAAGGGAUGAGCGAUUAGAUCCCGGAACGGCAGGGAGUGACCCCAAAGAAAUUGACAGGAUUUAUGGUUCGACGGUCUCGUUUUAGUUCUAAAAAAGUCCUGGGAUGAGUAAAGUUGCGGAAAAACGAACGUUAUUACAGUAGUACGAGGUCAUCGGGUCCCCGUUUGCAGAGUAAUAAUGAACCCACUUUUAGUGUUCCAGACAAAUUUCAUUAUUCUCGAAUUCCGUGCGAAGCUAGUUUUUGUUUAUUUUCAUUCGAAAUUAGCAAAAUUACGGACCCCGGGUCGUCCCUUAAUUGAAUCCAUCUGUUGGGAUAUGCUGUAUUUGCAAGGAUACGGGCCAUCCACGUACAAGAUUGACACGAAAACAUAAUCAAUAACACACCGAACAAAUGUUAUUCGUUCCCGACCAAUUAGCGGUGAUCGGAUGAAGGAUAAUGUCGGGUUAAAGACUUGUUUUCUUUCAGGCCCAGCUCCUCUUCUGCGACGAUUGUGACCGUGGAUUCCACCUGUACUGUCUAAAACCCCCUCUGAAGCAAGCCCCUGAGGGCAAAUGGUCCUGUCACCUCUGUCAGAGCGAAUUCGGCCCUCUGGCAUCGAUGCCUUCGAAAUGA
Bursaphelenchus xylophilus (pine wood nematode) is the source of this 2985-nucleotide messenger RNA. The record is from the annotation of a GenBank genome assembly. NCBI's taxonomy places the organism in Eukaryota, Metazoa, Nematoda, Chromadorea, Rhabditida, Aphelenchoididae.